GCCGCCCCAAGGUCUUCCUGCUGCUCUCCAGUGCUCCCGGGGCUGUCCCCGAGCCUGGGGCCUUCCUCGCCAGCCUGGGCGAGCUCUGCGGCCGCCAUCCUCACUGGUCACUGCUGCAGCUGCUAACAGAGGUCUUCUCCAGGACAGCUCAAGAGUCGGCAGGGGCUGCCUACUGCCCGAUGCUUCGGAGCUCCUUGCGGGGGGCACUGUACCUAGGGAACGUGGAGCCCUGGGGGCCUGAGCCAGAGCCCAGCCCCAGCGCUCAGUAUGACCUGUCCGGGGCCAGGGCCGCCCUCCUGCUGGCUGUGACCCAGGGCCGGCCGGGGGCCCAGCAUGAUGUGGAGGCGCUGGGGGGCCUGUGUCAGGCCCUGGGCUUCAAGACUGCCCUGCGGACAGACCCUGCAGCCCAGGCUUUCCAGGAGGAGAUGGCCCAGUUCCGGAAGUGGCUGGACGCCCACAGGGGCCCCGUGAGCUGUGCCCUUGUGGCCCUCAUGGCCCACGGGGGCCCUCAGGGGCAGCUUCUGGGGGCUGACGGGCAAGAGGGGCAGCUGGAGGCGCUUGUGCAGGAGCUGAGCUGCUGUGGGGCACUGCAGGGCCGCCCCAAGAUCUUCCUGCUUCAGGCUUGCCGUGGGGGGCACAGGGAUGCGGGAGUGGGACCUGCAGCUCUCCCCUGGUUCAGACGCUGGCUGCGGGCACCUCCGGCCACCCCCUCCCAGGCCGAUGUCCUCCAUGUCUGUACUGAUGUGCAAGGCAACUCCUCCAGGGGCCCCACUCCAGAGAGCCCUAACCAAGCAGAUGUGCUGAUGGUCUAUGCAGCCACUGAAGGCUGUGUAGCCUAUCGGGAUGAGAAGGGCUCAGACUUUAUCCAGACGCUGGUGGAGGUCCUCAGAGCCGACCCCAAGGCAGACCUCCUGGAGCUGAUGACUGAGGUCAAUCGGCAGGUGUGUGAGCUGGACGUGCUGGGUCCCGACUGUGAUGAGCGCCGCAAGGCCUGUCUGGAGAUCCGCAGCUCUCUGAGGCGCCGGCUCUGCCUGCAGCACAGGAAGCUCGGCUGGCAUGGAAUAAACGUGGAGAUCGCUGGACACGUGAAUAGCGCCCGCACGCAGGGAACCAGGACAAUAAGCGAGAUGAUGUAUGGAGCGCCGGGCACUUCAGCGGCCGGGCCCACCGAGGGAAGAAGGGGCACCUCCGGGACUAAGAAACCCCCACGUGGGCUAGGCGGCGCUGGAUGACCUGGGAAGGGGCAGCCCAGGGUCCACAGCACACUCCCAGCACCCCCACCCCACCCGCACCGCACGCUGGGGCCGCGGACCGGGUCGGAUGGCAGGUUUAGUGGUGCUGCGAUAGGGGAAGCAAAGGGGCUGCGGGAGCAGCGGGCAGCCCCGCCCCAGCGUGGGCCUGGGGCUCGUGGGAGAAGAGAUCAGGAGUUCUCGGGACAGGAGGGGCUUAGUUGCGCGGCCACCUCAGCGGCGCUCAGUCGCGUUGCUCAGCUGCGGGCUCUGAGCCGGGCUCACCAGGAGUCCCGGGGGCGGGGGGCCAGACCAGUGUGCGCAUGCACAUUUGGGGCGGCAGUGCGCAGGCGCUUGCAAAAGGUUUAUGAGAAAAGCUGAGAGACCGUCCUGCGCAAGGCCGCGUGGCCUAAUGGAUAAGGCGUCUGAUUCCGGAUCAGAAGAUUGAGGGUUCGAGUCCCUUCGUGGUCGUUGCAGGGUUCAGUUUUCCUCCUUAGAUUUUAAUUUUCCGUGUCUCCCAACUGCUCCUUACGCAAGCCUAGGACCCUCUGGCUGUCAGCCACACUCCCUCCUGCCCCUCAGAUGCAUCCCUGAUGCUAAGGGGCUCGGGACCCAGAGUGAACCCUUGGGCACUGUGGGGAGACCUACGCUGAUCAAACCCGGGCGGACUGCUGACCCUGGAACCCCGGCCAGGAGUCCCAGGAGCCCAGGGGCGACUGGCUGUAUGAAUAUAGUUCAGAUGACUAGAACUGCGACAGAUGAGGGGUUUAACUUCUGUGGGGUGGCCCACCCUCAACGGGUCAGGGGCAUUAAAAAAUAUAAAAGAAAGAAAAACACAAGAGUAUUGUGAUGAAAAAGUUUUGGAAAUAGAUAGUAAUGAUGAUGGUUGUGCAAUACUGUAAAUGUAACUGAUGCCAGUAAAAUGUACACUAAAAAUGGUCAAAAUGGCAAAUUUAAUGUUAUGCAUAUAUUUAAACACUACAAAAUUUUUUAAAAUUAUAAUAGAUUAUUUCGAUUUCUUGCAGUGAAUAUACCCUUAAAUGAUUAGUGUGAAUGUAUAUUUAAAAUUUAAAUGUAAAGAAUAUGCCCAAGAUUGAGCCAUCAUUUUACCCAGAAAAAAUGACUGUCCCUGUGGAACCAA
Molecule: messenger RNA, 2370 nt
Organism: Odocoileus virginianus texanus
Lineage: Eukaryota; Metazoa; Chordata; Mammalia; Artiodactyla; Cervidae
Biological process (GO): proteolysis
Molecular function (GO): cysteine-type endopeptidase activity
Source: RefSeq, a predicted model, not a curated record